This is a messenger RNA of Myripristis murdjan (pinecone soldierfish), 1772 nucleotides long. It is a transcript of the gene neil1, whose product is annotated as nei-like DNA glycosylase 1. Lineage: Eukaryota; Metazoa; Chordata; Actinopteri; Holocentriformes; Holocentridae. The transcript is spliced from 10 exons. The record is from RefSeq and is a predicted model, not a curated record. Gene Ontology annotation, biological process: base-excision repair. Gene Ontology annotation, cellular component: nucleus. The coding region runs from base 392 to 1654 and encodes 420 amino acids. Gene Ontology annotation, molecular function: DNA-(apurinic or apyrimidinic site) endonuclease activity; DNA N-glycosylase activity; zinc ion binding.
UUGUUUGCCUAGUCUCUGGCGUCUUGUCUUAUUUCCCGCAGUCCAGUCACUGAAAGAGGUCAACUUGUUGAGUUCACUGCUUUGGCAUGGAUGAUGGCAGAACAUGGGCACUCAGCGCAAAAACCUAGUUAGUUAUAAAUACAGUCGAAAGCCAUUGUCUCGCGAUAUUCUCCAAUGAAUGAGCGCCUGCACGGACACGCUGAUGUUACACAAGUUGUUUGGUAACACUCAUGUGUUAAACCCCCGUAUUCCGUUUCCUAUUUGCAACAACCUUGAACAGGUCUCAGUAAAUCGGUGAAUUUUUAACCUAUUCAAUACAAAUUAACACCAAACCUGCUAAUUCAGCAAGUGUCUGAGCCGCUAGCACGGGUGCGCCUGUUAAACUAACAAAAUGCCCGAGGGACCGGAGCUCCACCUGGCCAGUCGUUUUGUCAACAGGAUGUGCGAUGGAGUUGUGUUCACAGGGCCGGUUAUAAAGUCAGAGGUCAGCAAGAGUCCUGAUGUGGCCUUCACCUGUGAUGCCUACCGCAUCAUGGCCACCUCCAGAGGGAAGGAAGUGAAGCUCACACUCACACCCAUGAAAAGUGAUGAUAACAAGCAGCGAGUCAAGGGAGGGCAAGCCGACCAGCCCAUGGACAUUGUCUUCCGCUUUGGGAUGUCAGGGUUUUUCCGCUUCACCACAGAGGAUGAGCUGCCGAAGCACUCCCAUCUGCGUUUCUUUUCCAACGAGAAGCCCUGCAGAGUGCUGAGCUUUGUGGAUGCACGAAGGUUUGGCAGUUGGCAGCCCAAUGGGACCUGGCAGCCUGACAGAGGGCCCUGCAUCAUGUUUGAGUACAAGAGCUUCAGGGAGAAUGUGAUGUCAAACCUGUCCGACCGUGCUUUUGACCGGCCCAUCUGUGAAGCUCUGCUGAAUCAGAAAUACUUCAAUGGUAUUGGGAACUACUUGAGGGCUGAAAUUCUAUUCAGGCUGAACAUCCCACCCUUUGUGCAGGCAAGGACAGUACUGGAAGGCCUUGAAACAGAAGACCUACGGGAGAGUGAGAAGCCUGUGAAAGGGGAGAUCAGAGACGCAAAGACCUUAAACACAACCGUGAAGAAGAAAGUGAAAGUAGAGACAGCUGACCUGCUUAGGUUGUGUCACACGGUCCCGCUGGAGGUGGUGAACCUAGGCGGAAAGGGCUAUGAUCCUGAGAAGGCGGACUACUCUGCUUUUGAAGCAUGGUUGCAGUGUUACUACGUGGAUGGGAUGAAAUCUAUAAGGGACCAUAAUGGUAGAACAAUGUGGUUCAAGGGAGAUCCAGGCCCAAUGGCACCUAAAGAUGCAAAAUCACCAAAGGCCAAAAAGAGAUCAAAAAAGUCCGAUGAUCAUGAUUAUACCGGCAAGAAAAAGGUGGCCAAGGGUCGCUCUGAAAGCAAGAUAAAAGAAAAUGUGGUAAAACAGGAAACGGGGACAAAAAAGCCGAAGAAAGAAAAGGAUGGAUUUCAGAAGGAGACAGGAUCCAGGAGACGGAAGUCUGAGCGGGACGGCAAGGAAGUCAACACACCUCAGGGCAAAAAAAAACCUACUGCACGUAGCAGGAAGGGCAGCAUUGCAGAGGGAGCUGCAGGUCAACAGCGGCGGAGUGAGAGAGUGACCAGACAGUCCAGCAAGUAAACACAUACACUCCUCUCAGACAAGACAAGACACUACUGUAUGGGACCAUUUUUACCAGUUUUUAUACACUGAAAUAUAUAUAUUUUUAAAAACAAAUAAAAUGUUUUUACAAGAGCUA